AUGCUGACGGUGCAGGACCUUGCGUCACAUGGCUAUAAAGUGGAUCUCAAAACGUUUUUUUCGUUACGUACUGCCGAGAAAAUUGCCUGCUAUUUGGCUUCACAAGAAUGUGUGACAAAAGUGCCGACUAAGGAGUUCUAUGCAACAACACGCUUCACUUUUGACAUUCCUCUCUCACCACAGCAAAAGCGACUGUGGUUCCUGUCGAAAAUGUAUCCUGAGCGUGACUCCUACAUUAUCCGCCUCAAUGUCAAACUCAAGGGUCCGGUAGAUGUAAGGAUAUUCAAGAAAUCUUUCAAUGCAGUCGUGAUCAAUAAUCCUGCCAUGAGAUCAGUGAUUGUUCUGCAUGAAAUCGACCCAGUACUAGUGCGACUCUCAGGAACAGAGUGUUUUUAUGAUCUCCAGCAGCAAGUCGAAGAAGAUCCCAAGCUGGAUGGCUCAUCUUUAGUGGUUGCUGAAAUUGUGGUAGAGCGCCAAUACUGCAGACUGGAUCUCAGAAUUCAGCAUCUAAUUUGCGAUGGCAGGAGCUUGGCCAUAAUAGGGGAGCAGUUGGCCAUUGCAUACAAUGGAGGCCAAGUCCGUUGUUGCGACACCACCCAGCACGUGUCGGAAACUGAUGACUCUUUGAAGUUCUGGAAGGACUAUCUGAAAGAUUAUGAACCCUCAGUAAUUCAUGAAGAAGGUGGCAAAGGAGCUCGUGACGGCGAAGCUGGUUACAUCGAAGUAGUGCUCGACUUUGUGAAAGAGCAGGAGCUCAGAGAGGUGUGUUCCAUCUACGGUUGUACGCCCUAUCAAAUUCUAGUUCUAUGCUACGUUCAAACUCUCAGAACAUGCAAUGACUUAAGCGAUAUCGUCAUUGGGACUACAGUGGCGAAUCGGGCUCAAGAAAACAUGGAUAUUGUUGGACUUUUCGUCGAAACUAUCCCAUUGCGAUUCAAAAAAGAGUUCGCCGAUACAGCAGAGCAUUUGCGUUAUGUUGGCGAUCAGAUCCUAUCUGCUAUGGAACAUCAAAGCACACCUCUUACGAAAAUCAUUGAAGAAGUCGUCGUAGGUCGUGACUUGGCGACUAAUCCUCUUUUUCGGCACGUUCUUACCUUGGAGAGCGCUUCUAUCAAAGAGCUACCCAAGAUGAGAGGGAUAGAGUCGGAGGUUAUCGAGCCUCGAACAGUGUUUACACAGUUCGAUCAAAGUUGGAUUUUCCACCAAGGAGAUGAACUCACCUUACUGAUACAAUACGACAAAAGUCGCUUCACAGCAUCGCUGAUGUGCGAGCAUCUUAAUCUCUUCAAGUUCUUUUUGAAUCGCCUUCUGAAGCAGAACCCUUUUAACUUUCCACUGCAUUCCAUGACCGCUUCCACCAUACAUGACACCCCUCGAUGCAGAAGUUUGGGAACAGCCUUUGCCGAGCAAGCAGUGCUACUACCAGACAGCAUUUGCCUCGAGAGCAACUCUGGGAUGCUCAGUUUUCAGAGCGUUUUGGCAGCUGCCAGAGGCUUUGCAAAGAGAAUGCAAACAUCAAUUCUUCAAAACAGCGCAGAACUUCCUCGAAGUGAUGAUGUGAUCUGCCUUAUACUGCCUGAGUCAAUCGAAAACCAUAUUGCCAUGAUUUCUGCUCAUCUGCUGGGUUGCGCCUAUUUGUGUCUUCCCCCAGAUACUCCGUGUGAAAGGAUAAACUUUGUACUAACAGAUUGCCAAGCCCAACUGGUAGUCACAAAUCUGAACUUGCACGGAAGUUCAGUACCAAUUCUGCCUCCUCAUGUCUCGUUUGAGAACCAAAGUCGUUAUCGGUCAAGGUCCUGUUCGAAUUCCUUCGCCUACUUGAUUUACACGUCGGGCACUACCGGCAAACCAAAAGGUGUCUGUGUAAGCCAUCAAAGUACGUUGAAUAUGUUAGAACAUGCAACUAGACUGUACCAUUUCCGACCUGGAGGGCGUGUUUUGCAAUUCACGAAGAGCUCAUUCGAUGCAAGUGUUAGCAAUACUUUUGGCAGCCUCUUGAAUGGGGGCCUUCUGAGUGUAAGGGACGAGAACGCAGACGUCGUGCACGAUUUGGCCCGACGCCAGCCUAUUACAGUGCUGCACAUGACGCCUAUCAUCAUGGAGAUGUUUGACGAGCACGAUUUAGCCCGGCUAUCACAAGUGGAACUUUGGAGUUUUGGAGGUGAAAGUAUCUCUGAAUCCACAUUGGCUACAAUGAUCAGUCACGGACAGCGACUUGUUCAGCUUUACGGACCAACUGAGACUACUUGCUACCAAACAUCACUUAAGAUGAAAAGGGGGCAUAGCUCGACUUGCUUGGGAGAAAUUAUUCCAGGUCUGCAGCAUAUCCUGUGUUCUUUUACUAAUCCUUUAGUAACACGAAAGUCUGUGGGACAAGUCGCCUACAGCGGAGAGAACCUUGCGAGGGGGUACACCUCUGCAGCUGAUAAAAGCUUCGUUGAGAACCCAUUCCGAACAUUCGAGGAUCGUAUUCUCCGGAGGAACCAUAGGCUAUACCUGGUUGGGGACAGACUACGACGCGACGCGAGCGGAUGCUUAUAUUUCCUGGGACGGUACGACGAUCAGGUAAAAGUAAAAGGACAUCGCGUUUAUCUAGCUGAAAUCGAAAGUGAAGCACGCAAGAUCAAUGGCAUUACAAAUGCAGCGGCUGUUAUUCAAAGACCUAAAAUGGGGUCGAAUCAGCUGAUUUUAUUCUACACAGGACCAGCCAGGGACCCGUUUGCUGAUAUUCAGAAACAGUUCCCGUCAUCUAUGUUGCCGUCAAGAGUAAUCAAAGUUACAGAGUUCCCUCUCACCUCGAACAUGAAAAUUGACAGAGCCAAGUUAUCCUCAAUGGUCAGCUGUUCAUCAGCUUCAGCGAUUAAAGCGGAACCACAAGGUAGCAUUGAACGACAGGUCCUGGAAAGGUUUCGAGAAGUUCUGCAACAGACUGAAAUUGAUGUCAACACGAACUUCUUCCAGGCUGGUGGACAUUCAUUGCUUGCCGUUCGUUUAGUUGGCCUUCUUGAAAAGUCCUUCAGAACAUCAGUUCCGAUAGUCAAAGUUUUCGAGUUUCCGUGUGCGAGGGAGUUGGCCAACUGGAUCAGAAGUGUUUUGGACGUUCAUCCUGAUUUAAGCGCAAUUACAAACAUAGCAGGUGGUGAACAACCGUCACCUCUUCAGACAACUCUUCUCCGCUCGUUCAAAAAUCCGAGGAUACAAGCCUUGUAUGAUAUGUCGCUGAGUGUCACUUUGAAGAAGGAGUUCCGACAAAGGAGGUAUGUAGAGAUUGUCAACCAACUCAGCAUGGUUCAUCCUUCACUUCGCACCAGGUUCAUCAAGAAUGGCCGGAGGUAUUGGAGAGAAAUACUUUCUGGAACUGAGUGCUUCCAGGACUUGAAUGCCGAAGAAAGAGUCACCCUUGACCCAUCCGCCAAGCCUCUCUUCAUUGCCCGUCUCGAUAGGGAUCGUAUUUGUAUUACUGUGAAUCACGUAAUCACUGAUGGGCAUUCUAUGCAAGUGAUUGUGACGAGUCUGAUGCGAAUACUCAAGCAUCAAAAGGUCUCAAUGGAUGAUGGCCUCAAGCUACACUCCUGGAUAUCGCAGAGGUUCUUACAAUCCAGGAAUGAUGACCUGCAAUAUUGGAAAGAGUUGCUGAAGGACUUUGUAUACAACCAAUUGCCCACAACAUUUCCUAGAUUGGCGAUCAAUGAGGCUCAUGCCGGAGAGUUGUUCGUCUCCAGCAAUUGGCUAGCAUCAGCAGUUAAGUCAUGGGUGGAAAGGUACGGAUGCUCCCCUUUUGUGGCUACACUUACACUGUUGUCGAAAACCCUCCAACUACUCAGCUGUGACCCUCAACUCCCAUUCGCUAUCGGAUUUCCCGUUAACCUCAGAACUGAGGAACUUCAAAACUCAGUUGGGUAUGGUGUGAACACAGUGGUGGUGUUUCAAGACACGAACGGUACGCCAGCGGAAGUGCUUCAGAAGAUGAUGGCCCACGUUGCUGGAGCCAUGUCGCAUGCAUUCAUUCCCUAUGAAGAGCUAGUCAAUUUGUCUCCGUCUAAGAAGCUCUUCAGCGUUAUGCUCACUUAUGACAGUUAUUCCAUCUACGAAAAUGAGGAAUUGAUCGUAGAACCGGAUGCGACAACCGUUACGAAGUUCGAAAUUUCCAUUUUCGUUAAUCCUGAAAGUGAUACGAUCCGAUUUGAGUAUAACCGAACACUGUUCGAUGAAGAAUACAUCAGCAACCUUGUUGAGACCUUGCAGAACAUCGCGCGCAACUGGGAAUAUCGCAUUCCGAGGACGGUUGGCGAUCCUCUGCGCAUUGGUAAAGCUGUGUUUGAUCCAUCCGACAUCGCAAAACGCAUCGUUUUCUUGCCGAUUGAGAACAUGAAGAUCAAGUAUACUGACGGGCUGGAGCUGCACUACAGUAGCUGUGUACAAGUUGAUGAUGCUAUCCGACGAGCUCUCAUGCAGUUACCAAGACACCUACACCCUCAGAAAAUAGUCUUCAACAGAAAAACCAUCUCCGAAUUUCCUCUUAGCUCUCAGCAACUUCAAAUGUACUACCUGUCCCUUGAAGACCCUCAUGCAUAUGUGCUAUCGUUCCUGAAAAAGUUCCCGAAGACCGUUUCAAUUGUUCAUCUCCAUAGAGCGCUGCUCUAUGAAAUACAGCGUCACGAAGCACUGAGGACGAUUUUCUUCGAGGAACAAGGCCAACCAAAGCAAAUGAUACUCUCCAUGACUGAAGCAUACGUAAGCCGAACUGUCCAGAGCACCACAGCGCUGAGGAAAUCAGUGGAACUGUUUUGCCGAGCCCCGCUUGACCUUAUGCACUGUGUUCCAAUCAGGGUGAUGUUAUUUGAAGAACGUGACUGUAUCGUAGCUGCAAUGGUUCUUAAUCAUAUCAUUUCGGACGCAUGGUCGACGACUGUACUGGAGCGGGAGCUCAGCACUGUAUUGGAAAGCCUUCAGAAUGGCAGAAGGCCAUUCAUCUGUCGACAAAAUUAUACCUAUAGAGACUACUGCCAAGAACCUAGUAAAAGUACAGAAAUAGACGAAGAAUACGUCGAUCAGCUCGUCAGCGCGGAAGGUAUCCCUCUCGAAGAUGAGCGAGGGGAAGUGGAGCGAUUGCAGUUCGAGUUUCCCGAAGUGGUGGCUCAACGGUGGACGAAACGAUGCGGCGCCUCGUUGUUCGUCGUUAUGCUGACGAUCAUUUCAAAUAGCGUAAUGAACUUAUACGGACUGAAAUCUAUCAACGUAGGAGCCCCUUACUUCAAUCGAUCAGCAAAAACGAAAUCAUUAAUGGGAUAUUUCCUCAAUAAUCUAGUAUUUCAUAUAAGGAAGGAAGAUGUCGAGUCGAAAGGACUUCAGACGCUACAGCGCCAUGUUACAAAUGUCUUGUCGAAGAAUAUUCCCUUUGCUGAGCUAAUGGCUUCUACACGUCGACUGAGAGGAAACCUUAAGCCGUUAUUCCAAGUUUACUUCAAUUGCAGGUAUGAUUUGGAAUUCGAUGAAGGUGAUGAUCACGAUAUAAUGUCGAUGCUUCCAGUGACUUCCCAGUUCCCACUGGAAUUCGAUCUUGACAGGUGCGAAGGUGGCUAUCGUACCACAUUGAGGAUGCAAAAAUGCUUAAGUCGUAAGGAUGGAGCACAGCUCAUGGAAAACAUUUGUCAGCAGCUCCAGUCCGAAAAAAUGCCGAUGGAAUUGAGGGAGUGCAGCCAAGCGAAGUGUGUUGACGUGGUUGUGCAGCUGGCGUGCAAAGUUCUAGGUGUAGAAGCACUUGAUCAGAAUGAUAACUUUUUCUCUGCUGGGGGGAAUUCGCUGCAGUUGAUUGCUUUCGUGGAAAUGCUCGAAGAAGCACUGAAUACAGAAAUAGAAGUUUCAGAUGUUUACCAGAUGGAGUCGUUUUUAGAGUUCGCCAACCAAAUACAGUCCUCGACCUCGACGGCAGGAGGAGAAGCUCACAGCCGACAUGUGGAACUUCAGGACAAAAAUUCUGAGAAAAGUGAUGCAACCGCUUCAAUCACGAUUUCGUUGACAGAGAGACUCCCUCGCUCAGAAAGAAAGGGCCUCAGCGACAAUCCAAACAUCAGUUUAUCGAAUUUCUUACUAACACUGAAGAAGUACGGAUCACGGAACUGUCUGAUUGAGCCUGGAUCUUCCAUAUUUACCUAUGCCGAUUUGGCAUCUUCGAUAGAGCUGCAAGCAGUCUCGAUCCGACGUUCGUAUUGCCAGGUCAUUGGUGAAACCCUGCGCAAUGAUACUAUCAUACCCGUUGUUGGAGAAAACUCCGCUUCUACUUUCAUCUCCUGUUUGUCAGUAAUAGCCGCUGGUGCUGCUUACCUUCCAAUUGAUUCCAGUUACCCUAUUGAAAGGAUAAAAUUGCUUCUCAAAGAGUCACAAGCUGAAUGCUAUGUUGGAGCAGAUAUUUCAGGAACCCACUUCAGUCGCCUAUCAACAACUUCUCACGUCAGAGUCCGUCGACUUAUGAACAGUAGCGCACAGGAAGAUCUAGCGUAUGUCAUCUACACUUCCGGUACAACCGGCGUUCCUAAGGGGGUAUGUGUAAAACAGGAGUCCGUGCUCAACAUGAUGCAAUGCUCCACGGUCGACUUUAGGCUGAACUCCGAUGACGUUGUAUAUCAGUUUACGAAUUUCGUUUAUGAUAAUAGUGUUUUAGAGAUUUUCAUGACCCUAGUAAACGGAGCAAAGUUAGUCGUCGCUACGGAGAUGUUUACUCCAAGGCGAUUCUUCAGCCUCAUGGAUCAACAUGGCAUUACUUAUUGCCUACUUUUCCCUGGAAUCGUGGCCACGUUCAAUGAGCAGCAUUUCAGGAGACUCGCUGAUCUCCGCUAUUGGAUUGUUGGAGCCGAGAAGUUUCCUCAGCAAAUGUUUGACAUAGCCAUUGAAGCCGGAGUAAGCAUUAUUCAGAACUAUGGCCCUACUGAGACGACGGCGUACGCACUGACAAAAUAUAUGAAGAUUACCGAUCACUCCAAUAAUCUAGGUCGAGCAAUUCGGAACACUGAAACCAUGGUAAAGGAAGAUGGCGAGUUGUUGCUCAGAGGGAAAGGCCUGAUGCGAGGUUAUUUUGGAUCAACUCGCCAAGACGUUCUUUUGGAAGAUUCCUGGUAUGCCACGGGAGAUCAGGUUCAGUCACUCCCAAAUGGCGAUAUACUUUUUGUGGGAAGGAGGGACAGUCAAGUGAAAAUCCGUGGGCAGCGCGUUGAAUUGAGUGAAAUUGAGGCAACAGUGAAUGCUGUCGCAGGAGUCAAGCAGUGCGCAGUCGUAUUCCAAGAUCAAGUUCUUCUGGUAUUCAUCACGACUGACUCACCAAAGGAUAACGUGGUACGUAGAAUUCUGGACAAGUCUUUGAAUUCGCUUCCCAGCCACAUGCGACCCUCUCACGUGUUUCCAGUGGACGAGUUUCCACUCACGAAAAACGCGAAAAUCAACUUGGCACUUCUCAGGGACAACUGGAAGAAAUACUUGUGGAAAGACAGGCUUCGCGACUUGGUUGAGAAAAUUCUUGAGAAAAAAGUGGACCCUGAGUUGAGCUUCAUGGAUGCUGGGGGAUCAACAAAACUGGCAAUCAAACUGAGUCUCCUGCACAUGUCCAAAUAUGGAAAUACCUUUAACAUAGCCCAUCUGCUUCAAAGGCCAUUGAAGAAUGUAGGUGCAGGCAACGAGCAAAAUAUGUUUAAUGAAAAUCCGAAGAGGACGGAAAUAUUAGACAAGCGACUCAGAAAAAUAUGGCAGAAGGUGCUCAAGAGCGACAAUAUUCAGUCGAAUGACCAUUUCUAUUUCAGCGGGGGCAAUUCAAUUACCCUAAUAAAGCUGUUGUACGAAAUCAAUACUGAAUUUGGAGCACAAUUCAAAAUUCAGAACCUUUUGAGCAACCUAAUCUUCAGCGAGAUGAGCUCAAUGAUAGGAUCACAGAGUUCUCCAGUGAGCAUUGCCAGUAUAGUUCAUGAUCCUUUGGCUCCUCGAUUCAGCGUAGUGUUCAUCCACGCGCUUUAUGGAGGCAGCGCUCCAUAUUUCGAGCUAAUACGAUCUCUGAUACAAUUGGAUGACUUCCAAAUCAUUGCAGUACAACAUCCGAAUACCUUCGAAUUCCAAUGUGAUGACAUGAAAUUUUAUGAGAGUGUGCAGUCAGUAGCUGAGAGAUAUGCCGAGGAGGUAAGAGAACAUUCAUAA
Messenger RNA from Haemonchus placei, 8178 nucleotides. The record is from the annotation of a GenBank genome assembly. Lineage: Eukaryota; Metazoa; Nematoda; Chromadorea; Rhabditida; Trichostrongylidae.